Molecule: messenger RNA, 3424 nt
Organism: Pecten maximus
Lineage: Eukaryota; Metazoa; Mollusca; Bivalvia; Pectinida; Pectinidae
Product: NXPE family member 4-like
Exons: 3
Coding region: 76-1341 (421 amino acids)
Source: RefSeq, a predicted model, not a curated record
UCCACAUUGAACUCCGUAAUGGCCUAGACAAGCGGAUGGUCACCGGCGGCGACUUUCUCCGAAUAUGGAUGAACGAUGAGUAUAGCCACUCCAGUGUGGCGGGAUACGUGGUGGAUCAUUUGGACGGUACAUACACAGGGGUGGUCAGAGCCGCGUGGAAAGGUCGAGCAACCCUCAAAGUGUCUGUUGGACACACAAAGGAACAAGUUGCACUAUAUGUCCCAAUAUUUACACAAAUAUGGCGCGUAUAAAUACACCAAUGCUACGUUUUACUCAUUACAUCCUAAAGUAACGGAAUCGACACAAUGUAGUUCGACACACUGGCAGGUCGGAGACAGGUAUGGGGGGUACUGUAACUUCACCGCCAUUAACUACAACAUACCAUAUUACUGCGGACAGCCGAGAUACUUCGACUGUACGGACUGGAAACAAUAUGGCUGGGAUGACGUCAUGUACCUGGACCGUCGGGAGAUUUACAUCAUGCGGGCAUUCUCCCACGCACUGAUCGGUAAAGUACCGUUAGAAAUCCAAGCAAGACGUUAUCCCCGACCACCGCCCACCUUACCCUGUCACCUACUGGAGAAGCAGUAUACGUGGACAGCCAGUGUACCUGUCGGGUAUCAACACAUGACACUGUGGCAGCCGUCACAGUGCUCCAACCGUAUUGCUAAGCGCAGAGAGACGUACAUAAAAUGCCUUGCGUCACGAACUAUAAUAUUUGUGGGCGACUCCACGUCACGACAAUGGUUCAAACAUCUCGUUCAUAUAUUAGAUUUAAAACUUGACAAUUCAGCUUUUUCGAAGAAUGAAUCUAAAAUUUGGCAGAAAUAUAUCAGCGCCAGGUCUAAGAAGUUUGCAAUUAAAAUGGAAUGGCAGCCACACGAACAUCCGUUUUCUGGGACCCCCGGCUCUUCAAUAUCGAACCUCAAGUCGGUACAAUACAGACUGGACAAGAUAGGUGCGAACAGAACCGAUAUAGUGGUCAUCAAUUGGUUCCUUCACAUAGCCAGAUCGUGUGAUCAUAACGCCUUCCGUAAACAUGUCCGGAACGCUAAAUUAGCCAUCAUUAGAUUAUUAAAACGUUCACCAAAAGUGGAGAUUUUCAUUAAAGGCACGCACUCGCACACUUACAAGAACGAGUUCAUGCCGUUGGAAUACAUCCGUCGGUUCGUGGAACAGGUUCUGUAUGAAGAAUUCGUUGACCUCCAAAAUAAGAUCACGUACCUUGAAGGAUGGGAGCUUACGGAAUCCCUGGAAAACGACAAGGUCCACCCAUCCUUUCACAUAGUUGAUCAAAUGGUACACACCUUUAUGGCUUUCGCAUGUGCUGACUCUGAUUAAUUUUCAAAAUCCACUGACACUGUGAUAUUCGUAUCCGAAUAAAUUAGAUAUACAACGAAUUUGUAAGUUGCCUAAAAGUGAGUAUAGCUGAAUGGAAUACUAUUUUAUUCCAUUAUAGUGAUGGUAUGUAUCGAAGAGGUAAAUACAUUAGGCAGUGAAACAUCUAUUACAUAAUGUGCUCCAACAUUACUUAUCCUUCAUAAAUAUGUGAUACGGCAAAUAUUACACCUUAAAGUUCUAAUAUAUGAUAUUAUGGAUGUAAGCAAGAAGUAUCCUGUAUAUGAAAUAAAAUAUCACGUGUAAAUUUUGUACAGUUACAGCCUUUGGCUGAGGUCGAUAAAUCUAGGUAUAGACCGAAGCAAAAGGCUAUAGUUGUUAUAUAAUUUUCAUACAAUAACCAAUUAUGAAAUACAUAGUAAGACAUAGUGAUGCAUAAUAUACUGAUAUUGAAAUAUGAUAAUCUUCAACAUUUAACAAACUAAUUUAAUUAAUUUAUUAAAUGUACGCCUAAUGAUGUUGAAAUUGAUUACAAUUUUUUGAAAUAGAACGAUGAUGAAUCCUGAAUACAAUCAGUAGUCUCUGGUGGCAUUUCAUCUCAACUGAGACAUACAUUCAUCAUCUUUACAAAUGUCAAAGAAGUGAUCCGCGUUAUCAAUCAGUUUGGAUACGUUUCUCAUCCAGAUAUAAGUAGACAACAUUCAUGGAUGUCUUCGUUGACUUCCUUAAAUGUGUCAGAUUGUGAUUCCGUGUGAGUUAAAUCAACAUAUUCCAAAAAUGAUCUACAAUAUUAUUUUGCAUAUGAUAUAUUGUUAUGGGUUCUUACUGAAAUAGUAACGCGAAUUGUGUGGAACAGUAUAUGAGUCCGGUUUUAAAUAUAAUUGUGUCAAGGUCAAUUCUUUGGCAAGUAUUCAAUACAAAAGCCGUUAAAGAUCACUUUCACUCGUAUCAUAUCGCUCCAUCCAUCUGACCGACUUCAGUCCUAUAAACAACACUACCCCGUUGUGUGUCGAUGGUGUAUAGAAUGUCAUAUAUCUGUCAAAAUCAGCCACCGCCCCGGAUACAUAAUGGACCUAAGAUUUACUGAAUUAGGUCAAAGUGAUAAAGUUACAUCGUUAUUUAUUAUAAAACUCCUAUUUAAACCUCAGUAAAUGAGCUUAAUUUUCAUAUGAACAUUUAGGACCAUACAUGUACCUUCAUUACGACUAAGAAAUAUAUCUGUCAAUGUAUUUGUACGUUUAACGUGUUUCCAAUACAAAUACCUGUUAGUGUGCUAUCCCCAUGUAAUAUAUAACUUGGUAGCAGGUUUGGCUCGCGGGGUCGCUGAAGUGUCCAUACAGUAGUCUGGUUUGACCAUGACGUUGACUUUUCUACCUAAUCAAUUUGUAAAUAUUGAUUAUGAACAUGCUCGGCGUUUAUGUUCAAAAUACACCCAUUUUUACGUAGAUCAACAUGGGAUUUUAUAUGAUAAGAGUUUUUGAUACACAAAGCUACAUCUCAAGGUCGUAUUUGAAUAUUUUUGAUGACGCAGAUAGGUAUUGUAUCUUGUUAAACCAGAUUAAUUUCCAUAAGAUCAGGCACGUCAACAUUGUGACAAAGCAUACACUUGAUAUAUAAUUGAGAAUAAACAACUUGCAAGAGUAUUUUUUAGAUAGACAAAUGGUGUUCUCACAAAUAUGUUAUUUGUAAAUCAAGUGAGGUACCAAAUCCUUACCACUAAUGAUGCAGUGUGUUAACUGGAAAGGCUUUAUAAAAAGUGUCUACUACAGAUAAAAACUCUCUUACCUGUUGGUUUAUAUUAAUAUCACGGGCAACAAAGUUAGAUGUUCUUGUCUGUUUUUUAAUCAAUAAUUGAAUAUCAAUAUUAAUGUGUUGUUUGAAAAUGUUGUUAAUCAUAGAUUUAAUGUCAGUGCCAGAAAUUGUUAUUUUAUCAGAAGCGCAAAUGAUUUGUACAAAAGGCACUUAAGGGUAGUAACUUUUAACUAUAACUUAGGUAUAGUUAAAACAAUAGUGAAAAAAUGUUUUCUAGGACUAUUAAUAUUAAGACAAAGCUCGGGGACUUACAGUUCGUUAGGAGGGUAACAAC